GUUUUAGAACGACCAUCAAGCAAUAUCGCCGAACCUGGCCAUUUCCAGUAUUACAUUCUCGCUUCCAUGGGAGCAGUCUGGCUCAUCGUUUUUAUAGCAACAUGUUUUGGCGUUCGUUGGCUCGGAAAGGUCAUACACUUCACGUUCAUCAUGCCAGUGGUACUGCUUUCGCUGCUUCUUGUGCGCGCACUCACACUUCAAGGUCUCACCGAAAUAUUGGUGAAAUUUUAUCAAACAACCAAUUGGCAGCGGAUGGCUGAUUACUUGGUAACUUCUGUCUAUAAUUCCUACUUUUUACUGGUAAAAUAA
Gongylonema pulchrum is the source of this 309-nucleotide messenger RNA. NCBI's taxonomy places the organism in Eukaryota, Metazoa, Nematoda, Chromadorea, Rhabditida, Gongylonematidae. The record is from the annotation of a GenBank genome assembly.